Molecule: messenger RNA, 1293 nt
Organism: Camellia sinensis
Lineage: Eukaryota; Viridiplantae; Streptophyta; Magnoliopsida; Ericales; Theaceae
Source: RefSeq, a predicted model, not a curated record
UUCUCAUUUCAAAAAUAAAACCCUAGCUUCAUUUCAGAGCUCGAAAAACCCUCAUCAAUGGCGUUUAUUCAAUCUCUCUCUACAUCUACUCCCUUCCAUCUCUCUCACCGCCAGUCUGUCUCCUCCAAAAACCUCACAAUAUUUCCCAAAAUACGCCUCAGAAUUCUUGGAAAUUCUUGUCCAGUCCUCGCAUGUUCGGCUCCGAAGUCGACUCCGGCGACCGAGCAGGACAUACUCGAAGCCGUCGCGGAGUCCGACGGAAAGUCGCUUCCCGGCGUGAGAACUUACGAGAACGACUUGGCUCGGCUUACGCUGGUUGGAGCCGUGGAUUUUGAGCAGGCGCUAACGGCGGCCGCCGCAGACGGCGGUGAGACCGCCGCCGAACAUAUUGCUUCCGGCAUGCCGGCGAUGGUUGUGGAGACCGUGUUUCCUGGCCCUCCCGACGAGCGUAGCACCGUCUCGACACGACUGUUUUUGCCAGCUAGAAAAGUUAAAGAGAAAGCCAAAAAGCUCAAAAGUUAUCUCACUGAAGAUAUCCUCUCCAACACUACAUCUAGGAAUAUACUUGCCAUGACAUUUAGACAAGUGGUUAUGGAACAGCUUUGGAAUUUUGAACUGGUAUUGUUUAGACCUGGAACUGAAAGAAAUAUGAAGGAGCUUCAAAAUCCUAGAGAGCAGGUCACUGCAUCAUUUGCCCUUAGCUCAUCAGAUGAACUGGUUAUUUCUUUGCUUGGAGAAGUUGUUUGCCUUGCUGCUCUUGAAAGCACUGAAAGACAUUUUCUUCGUAACUCUCUGGGAAGAACAUCAAAUAACUUUUUCCACUGGUUUCACAAGCCUGAAAGGAUUGCAUCAACAGAUUCAUCAGUUACCAUAUAUAAGUUAUUUGACGAUGAGAUUAUUGCAAGUGCUAAAAGUUUGCUUGAAACUUUUAACUCGGAAAAGGGCAAUUACAAGCCUUUGCAAUCAAAUGUGAAUUACUCAUGGUGGACAUUACCAAUAUAUUCUAAAUUAGAAAAGAUUGGUGGUCCUGAGUUUAUUACAUGGAUUAACGAGUAUGUACCUGCUUAUCUGCUUCAAAUUGACACUGAUCGACUUCACAAUGUAAAGUUUGAAGGUUGGAAAAAAUCUGCUGAGAAUAGAUGGGAAGUCCUUCUGACCCACUUUCAAAUGGUACUUGAUUCUUUCCUUCAUUUUUGGACCUCAAUGAGUGUUGGCUUUCUAGGAUGUCAAGUAGGGGCAAAUGUGCAUGCUGUUGUUGUUAUACGCUUCCUUAUCUGACAUUCUCUUUCUAGC